AUUAGGGUGCUCAUUUCAGAAGGUUCCAAUGGAAGGAAGCAGACAGAAACAGGGACUGGCAUGGCAGCAUUGACCAAGAACAAGCUUGGCACAUGUUCCCCAGUGGCCCACUCCCCAUUCUCUGGCACAUCUGGGCAGGACACAGAGGCCACCACUGAAUAAUAAUGCCACCCGCCCUUGGGUAAUCCCACUUUGCAAGAAGAGAGGCCAGAAUGCUGUCCUGGUGGUUAGUGGCCGCCCACAGUGACCCAUUCAAAGAUGUAUAAAUAAGUUUUCAGGGGCUGGAGGGAAUGCAUACCCCUGGCCCUGAGGCAUGUGUGCUGGUAUGAACAUCUCUGGGAGGAUGAGGGGUGUCCUGCUGACUGCUUUUGUGGCUUUGGUCUCAUUGCCUAGGACCCGGGCAGUGUGGUUGGGAAGGCUGGACCCUAAGCAGCUUCUGGGGUCCUGGUAUAUUCUGGCCGUGGCCUCAGGUGAAAAGGGCUUUGCAUUGGAGAAGGCCACGAAGAACAUUGAGGGCGUCGUGGUGUCCCUUACUCCAGAAAACAACCUGAAAUUGCUGUCCGCCCCAGCCCUCUCCUCCCUGCAUCUGUGGGUCCGACUCCUCGGGGGCCUCCUGAGAGGGCAGAGGGAGAGUCUCCAGCUGACUGCGCUAAGCAGGGAGCCUGACGCCCCAUCUCACAACCACAGAUCCUCUCCUGAGCCCAAACUACAAGUCGGACACUUAGCAGCCUGCGCCAUCCAGAGGUCUCUAUUUUUGGACUUUGUAUUCGUUCCUGUGAUCAGUCUAUUUAUUUGCCAAAACCUUGUUUCACCUGCCACAACUUUAUGUGGCUCCGUGUCAGUUGAUUGGCAGGCUCUCGCCCCUUCUCCUCCUUGUAGAAUUCCCAGCUACCCUCACCGUGUUUGCUGCAGGAACUUUGGCGUCUGCUCAUCUUGGCUGGAGAGGUGUGACGUGAACGUGGUGGAGCUGCUCAGACAGAACUCGGGAUGGGUGUUUGAGAACCCCGCCCUAGGCAUUCUGGACUACCGUGUGCUGGGCACCAACUUCAGGGAUUAUGCCAUCGUGUUCACCCAGCUGGAGUUCAAAGACGAGGCCUUCAGCACCGUGGAGCUGUACAGCCGGACAGAACUGGCCAGCCAGGAGGCCAUGGGCCUCUUCACCAGGUGGAGCUGGGGCCUGGGCUUCCUGUCCCAGCAGCAGGCGUCUCUGCAGCGGGACCGUGAGUGUCGCCCAAUGCUUAGGGGCCAGCAUCCUAUCAGGGGAGGCUGUGGACAGACCCCGUCCCAGGUGCUGGGGGUGCCAGGCGAGGCCCAAACAUCCUCACGGCUUCUCUUGCCCCCUAGUCACCUGUGUGCACAAGGUCUUCCAGUGAGUGCUUCGAAGUCCUGGGAGGCCCGUGCCUGACGCGUUCUGGUGAGGCUGGCUGGGCGCUGGCCUCCUUGCUCGGCCGCCUGGGUGUUGGGUGUGGGGCAGACUGCUGCCAGGGACUCUCACUGCAUUUCCCAAUAAAGUGACUCCACAAACCCCUGCA
Canis lupus familiaris (dog) is the source of this 1532-nucleotide messenger RNA. RefSeq names its product lipocalin 6 (gene LCN6). The record is from RefSeq and is a predicted model, not a curated record. The transcript has 8 exons. Gene Ontology annotation, molecular function: small molecule binding. NCBI's taxonomy places the organism in Eukaryota, Metazoa, Chordata, Mammalia, Carnivora, Canidae. Bases 314 to 1405 code for a protein of 363 amino acids.